AUGGGCUGGCUUAGCAAAAUCUUCAAAGGUUCGAACCAUAAAGUUUCAGAAAGGCAGUAUGAUUGGAGAUAUGGGGCAGAUACUGUAGAUAAUCAUCAAUCUACUUCAUCGAAUUCUUUGUCAGAGACUGAAGAUAUGGACCGUGCUAUUGCAUUAUCUCUUUCGGAACAAGAUCAGAGAGGAAAAUCCGUGAUCGAUAGGGAGCCUCAACUGAAAGAAGACGAAUUACUUGCCCGAGCCAUUCAAGAGAGUUUGAAUGACGAGUCUCAGCCCGAGCUGUGGAAUAGAAAUGGAAACGGAUACGGAUACGGAUAUCGAUAUGGAUAUGAUAACCUUUACCAACCUAUAACUAUCCCUUAUUCCACCAGCUUCAGGAUUUGUGCUGGUUGUAAUCAGGAUAUUGGCUAUGGAAGAUAUUUGAAUUGCAUGAAUGCUGUCUGGCACCCGGAAUGUUUUAGAUGCCGUGGAUGUAACCAACCUAUAUCUGAUUAUGAGUUUUCAGUUUCUGGAAACAGUACAUAUCAUAAGAAUUGCUACAAGGAGGUUCACUAUCCAAAAUGCGAUAUAUGCCGACACUUUAUUCCAACAAAUGCAGCUGGUCUUAUUGAAUACAGAGCACAUCCUUUCUGGUCUCAGAAAUACUGUCCUAGACACGAGCACGACGGGACUCCUAGAUGCUGUAGUUGUGAGCGAAUGGAGACAUGGGAUGCAAAAUUUGCCAUCCUCAAUGACGGCCGAAAGCUGUGCUUGGAGUGCCUGGACUCGGCUAUUAUGGAUACCAACGAGUGCCAACCCGUUUUUUACGAGAUACAGGACUUUUUCAAGGAAUUAAAUAUGAAAGUUACUCAAAAAGUCCCAUUGCUCUUGGUCGAGAAACAGGCGCUCAAUGACGCCAUUGGCGGGGAGAGACAUGGGCAUCAUCACAUGCCUGAGACACGAGGCAUUUGUCUGUCUGAAGAACAAACAAUCAGCACUAUAUUGGGGCGCCCGAGGAUUGGAACUGGCAAUCGUGUGAGAACCGAACCGUAUAAGUUAACUCGCCAUUGUGAAGUGACGGCAAUUCUCAUUCUAUACGGUCUCCCAAGGUUGCUGACUGGGACAAUAUUGGCUCAUGAGAUGAUGCAUGCUUGGUUGCGGCUGAAUGGUUUCCGUAACCUGGGACAGGACGUGGAGGAGGGCAUAUGCCAGGUCAUUGCGAGUAUGUGGCUGGAAUCCCAGAUUCUGUCCAUGUCGGACACCAACCAAGCGUCCACAUCAUCAUCAAGAAAAUCGGGCAGGUCUCCCUUUGAUAAGAAACUGAGCAAGUUUUUCAAACACCAGAUUGCAACGGAUACAUCUGCUGUGUACGGGGAUGGAUUCAGAGCCGGUCAUCAGGCUGUGCUUAGAUUCGGGUUGCAGAGGACGUUGGACCAUAUGCGAAAGACGGGAAAGUUUCCUCAUUAG
Molecule: messenger RNA, 1443 nt
Organism: Striga hermonthica
Lineage: Eukaryota; Viridiplantae; Streptophyta; Magnoliopsida; Lamiales; Orobanchaceae
Source: the annotation of a GenBank genome assembly